Messenger RNA from Sapajus apella (tufted capuchin), 3789 nucleotides. It is a transcript of the gene ZNF225, whose product is annotated as zinc finger protein 225. The record is from RefSeq and is a predicted model, not a curated record. NCBI's taxonomy places the organism in Eukaryota, Metazoa, Chordata, Mammalia, Primates, Cebidae. Gene Ontology annotation, cellular component: nucleus. The transcript has 5 exons. Gene Ontology annotation, biological process: regulation of transcription by RNA polymerase II. The coding region runs from base 872 to 2992 and encodes 706 amino acids. Gene Ontology annotation, molecular function: RNA polymerase II cis-regulatory region sequence-specific DNA binding; DNA-binding transcription factor activity, RNA polymerase II-specific.
AAAAAAAAGCUAUAUUUAAAUACCAUUCCUUACCAUUAGAUUAGCAAAACUUAACUCCUCGAAGAUUGUGUCUUCUCGCUUGUUCCCUUUCCAAUUAACACUCCUGUAAUCACUGGAGGCGUUUAGACUUCAGGAAUUCCUGUCUAUUCAAUAUUUUCUGUCCUGAACCAGCGAGAGAGAAGGACGACUCAGAAAUUCUAACAGUUCACAUUCCCCACCAGGAGUUCGUGGCUAUGAGAUUUGUUCCCCGUGGGCACCCGGAGUGGCAAUGCUUCCCCCUGAAGACUGAGAAUUUGGGCGUUUUUCCUCCAGGAAUCGGAGGAGUGUAAUCCAUAGCUCGGUGGAGUCGCAAACACUGUGGCUCCCGGAGGAGGAUACAGGCCCAAUUCUGGGAACGGUAGUCCAGAUUCUCAGUGGAGUAGCGGUCAGUUUGGCUCCGGGAGGCGAAUCUGGGGAUUUCUGGGAAAUGUAGUCCAGACGCUCAGUGGAGUCGCGGUCAGUUUGGGCACUGACAGGCGGGUCCUACGGAAUUCUGGGAAAUGUAGUCCUCGCGCUCGGGGUUGUCACGGUCAGUUUGGCUCGGGAAUUCUGGGACGUGGAGUCCAACCACUUCAGUGGAGUUGUGGGCACUUCCGCUCCGGGACUGUGAGGUUGCUGCAGUUUUGUUGCUGGUAGUUUGCAUCAGUUCCGCGGGACCCUUCUGAAUUUCCUGAACCUACGCUUUGGAUCCUCAACGAACUGGUGAUCGAAUUAGCAAAAAAAAAAAAAAAAAAAAAAAAACUUCGUCGGAGAGCAGAGGUUUGGCGGGAUUCUUCUUUCCCUCAGACUGCAUCACUCAGGACUCUGCGUAUUCCCUGAUACAGGAAGAAAAAUGACCACGUUGAAGGAGGCAGUGACCUUCAAGGACGUGGCUGUGGUCUUCACCGAGGAGGAGCUGGGACUGUUGGACCCUGCCCAGAGGAAGCUGUAUCGAGAUGUGAUGCUGGAGAAUUUCAGGAACGUGCUCUUAGUGGGGUAUCAACUACUCCACAGAGAUACUUUCCACUUCCCCAGGGAAGAAAAGUUCUGGAUGGUGGAGACAGCAACCCAAAGAGAAGGGAAUUUAGGAGGCAAGAUCCAAACUGAGAUGGAAACUGUUCCAGAACAAGGAACACAUGAAGGGCUGUUCAGCCAUCAAACCUGGGAACAAAUUUCAAGUGACUUAACCAGGUUUCAAGACUCCACGGUAAACAGCUCUCAGUUCCCCAAACAAGAUGAUAUGCCCUGCCAGGUUAAUGCCAGACUAUCUAUAAUUCACAAAGCACAGAAACCUUCUGAGGGUGGGAAGCGUAAAAAAUCCCUUAGUGAUGUCUCCAUCCUUGAUCUUCAUCAACGAUUAGAGUCAAGAGAGAAGUCUCAUACAUGUGAUGAAUGUGGAAAGAGUUUCUGUUAUAGCUCAGCUCUUCAUAUCCAUCAGAGAGUUCACAUGGGGGAGAAACUCUUUAAUUGUGAUGUGUGUGGUAAGGAAUUCAAUCAGAGCUCACAUCUGCAAAUUCAUCAGAGAAUUCAUACUGGAGAGAAACCAUUCAGAUGUGAGCAGUGUGGGAAAGGCUUCAGCCGUAGAUCAGGACUUUAUGUUCAUCGUAAAUUACACACAGGAGAGAAACCUCAUAUUUGUGAGGAAUGUGGGAAGGCCUUCAUUCAUGAUUCCCAGCUUCAGGAACAUCAAAGAAUCCAUACUGGGGAGAAACCAUUCAAAUGUGAUAUAUGUUGUAAGAGCUUCCGUAGUAGAGCAAAUCUUAAUAGGCAUUCCAUUGUUCACAUGCGAGAGAAACCAUUCAGAUGUGAUACAUGUGGUAAGAGCUUUGGUUUGAAAUCAUCACUUAAUAGUCAUCACAUGAUUCACACAGGAGAGAAACGGUACAAAUGUGAGGAAUGUGGAAAACGCUUCAUUUAUAGGCAAGAUCUUUAUAAGCAUCAGAUAGACCACACAGGGGAGAAGCCAUAUAAUUGUAAAGAGUGUGGAAAGAGCUUCAGAUGGGCCUCAGGUCUUUCAAGACAUGUGCGAGUCCACAGUGGAGAGACACCAUUCAAAUGUGAAGAAUGUGGGAAGGGAUUUUAUACAAAUUCACAGCGUUAUUCUCACCAGAGAGCCCACAGUGGAGAAAAGCCAUAUAGAUGUGAGGAGUGUGGGAAGGGCUACAAAAGGAGAUUGGAUCUUGACUUUCAUCAGAGGGUCCACAGAGGAGAGAAACCCUAUAAUUGCAAGGAAUGUGGGAAGAGCUUUGGCUGGGCCUCAUGUCUUUUGAAUCAUCAGAGAAUCCACAGUGGAGAAAAACCAUUUAAAUGUGAAGAGUGUGGGAAAAGAUUUACUCAGAAUUCACAACUUUAUACCCAUCGUAGAGUCCAUAGUGGAGAAAAACCAUUCAAAUGUGAAGAGUGUGGGAAAAGAUUUACUCAGAAUUCACAACUUUAUUCUCAUCGCAGAGUCCACACAGGAGUAAAGCCAUACAAAUGUGAGGAGUGUGGGAAGGGGUACAACAGUAAGUUUAAUCUUGACAUGCACCAGAGAGUCCACACGGGAGAGAGACCUUAUAAUUGUAAAGAAUGUGGGAAGAGCUUUAGCCAGGCCUCAAGUAUUUUGAAUCAUAAGAGACUCCACGAUGAUGAAAAGCCAUUCAAAUGUGAAGACUGUGGGAAGAGAUUUACUGAGAAUUCACAGCUGCAUUCCCAUCAGAGUGUUCACACUGGGGAAAAACCAUACAAAUGUGAGAAGUGUGGAAAGAGCUUCAGAUGGGCCUCAACUCAUCUAACCCAUCAGAGACUCCACAGUAGAGAAAAACCACUUCAGUGUGAGGACUGUGGGCAGAGUAUUGUGCACAGUUCAUGCCUUAAAGACCAGCAAAGAGACCAAAGUGGAGAGAAACCAUCUAAAUGUGAGGACUGUGGGAAGCGCUACAAGAGGCGUUUGAAUCUUGAUAUGCUUUUGUCAUUAUUUUUAAAUGACACAUAAUUAUUCUACUUGUUUAUGAGGUACAGUGUGAUAGUUAAUACAAAUAUACAAUGUAUAAUGAUCAAAUUAGCGUCAUUAACAUACCUCAAACAUUUAUCAUUGUGUUGGGAACCCUUAAAAUUCACUAUUCUAGCUAUUUGAAAAUAAUAAGUUGUUAAUUACAGUCACCCUGCAGUGGUGUGAAAUACUAGAACUUACCUCCUACCUGCUUGUAUUUCUAUACUGAUUAACCAACCUUUGGCUACCACCCUCCCUCCUCACCUCUAAGAACUACUAUUCUACUCUCUACUUCCAUGAAAUUAACUUUUUGAGCUUCCACAUAUGCAUGAGAACAUGUGGUAUUUACCUUUCUGUGCCUGGCAUAUAUCACUUAAUAUAAUGCCCUGUAAGGCUCAUUCACUUUGUUGUGACACAAUUUUGUCAUUUUUCAUGGCUAAAUAGUACUCUGAUGUGUAUAUUUGCCACAUUUUCUUUAUUCAUUCAUCCAGUGGACACUUAGGUUGAUUACAUAUCUUGGCCUAUUUCUUGGCUAUCAUGAGUAGUGCUACAAUAAACAUGGGAGGUAGAGAUAACUCUUUAACAUACUGAUUUCCUUUUCUUUGGAUAUGUACCAAGUAUCCUAUAAUAAUAUGACAUGACUCAAAAUUAAGGAAUAGGAUUGUGGAAAUUGGUUUUCGAAACAAUUCUCCAGUUUGAAUAUAGAGAAAAAAUGAUGAGUGUCUUCAGCUGCCCUCAUACAUAAUGCAUGUGAGCUUGCUUUAAGUGUAAGUCAAGGAGUAGAAAAAUCUUGGAGAUAG